This is a messenger RNA of Debaryomyces hansenii CBS767, 2025 nucleotides long. It is a transcript of the gene CRN1, whose product is annotated as Crn1p. The record is from RefSeq and is a predicted model, not a curated record. Gene Ontology annotation, molecular function: actin filament binding. Lineage: Eukaryota; Fungi; Ascomycota; Pichiomycetes; Serinales; Debaryomycetaceae. Gene Ontology annotation, biological process: actin filament organization. The transcript has 2 exons. Bases 1 to 2025 code for a protein of 674 amino acids.
AUGAGUGGAAAGUUUGUUAGGGCAUCUAAAUAUCGUCACGUAUUUGGACAGGCAACUAAAAAAGAGUUAUGUUACGAAAACUUGAAGAUUACAAAGAAUGCCUGGGAUUCCAAUAUUAUUGAUUCGAAUGGGAAAUACUUAUCCGUUAACUGGGAUUCUUCAGGAGGUGGUGCGUUUGCUGUUAUUCCUUUGAGCGAAGUCGGAAAGGCACCAGAUACCGUUCCAUUAUUUAGAGGCCACAAAGGACCAGUAUUAGAUACACAGUUCAAUCCAUUCAACCAACAACAAAUUGUCAGUUGUUCAGAUGAUGGUAAGAUUUGUUUGUGGGAAAUCCCCGAAGAUUAUUCAUUCCACAAGUACUUAGAUGAAUCUGAUAAUAUUAAGGAUAUCACUGAGCCAAUCAAGGUUCUUUCGGGCCAUACUAGAAAGGUGGGACAUGUCGAGUUCCAUCCGUGUGCUGAAAAUGUUUUAGCAUCUUGCUCUAUGGAUUAUACCGUUAAAAUUUGGAAUUUAGAAACCGGUAAGGAUGAAAUUACAUUACAACAUAAAGACUUGGUUACUUCGUUAGCAUUCAACUAUAAUGGUUCUUUAUUGGCUACUACCUCGAGAGAUAAAAAAAUAAGAAUCUGGGAUAUUAGAUCAGGGAAGAUCUUAUCUGAAGGACCAGGUCACACAGGUGCUAAGCCUUCAAGAGUUGUCUGGUUAGGUAAUACUGAUAGAAUUAUCACUACCGGUUUUUCCAGAUUAUCUGAUCGUCAAGUUGGUAUUUGGGAUGUGAAUAACAUUGAAGCAGGUCUGAUUGACGGGUUUCUUGUUAUUGAUGCAUCUUCGGGAGUAUUGAUUCCUGUUUUCGAUGAAUCAAAUAAUAUUUUAUACUUAGCUGGUAAAGGUGAUGGUAAUAUUCGUUAUUAUGAAUAUGACAAUGAUAUUUUACAUGAAUUAUCGCAAUUCUCGUCUACUGACCCUCAAAGGGGGUUUGCCAUUUCACCAAAAUUUUCAGUUAAUGUAAAGGAGAAUGAAGUCCUUAAAUCCUUUAAGACUGUUAAUGACAAUUCUAUUGAACCGAUAUCAUUUAUUGUUCCUAGAAGAUCAGAAUUGUUUCAACUGGAUAUUUAUCCAGACUGUCCUUCUCAAGACCCAGCUUUAACUGCACAAGAAUUUUUCGAUGGUAAGGAAUGUAAUGGACCGUUAUUAAUGAGUAUGGAAUCAUUGUAUGAGGGCACUAAACCAUCCAUCAGAGAAUCAGGCGCUUCGAUAAGUGUCUCUUCAGUUAAAGAAGAAGCAGCUGUAGCCAAGAAAGAGGAGAAACAAGCAAAGGAAAAAGAAUUAAAAGCGAAGAAGGAAUCAACAGAAGAGGUUAAACCGGCGGAAAAGACCAAAGAUAAUAAGGAAUUUACUCCUGAAUCAUCUCAAACCCCAAAGAAUGUUGAUGAGUUGUUGAAAUCAUCAGAUGAUGUUAAUAAUUUGAUCAAUAAGGUAAAUGAUGAAUCGGAUGAUGAAGGAAAACAAAAAGGAGAAGAGAAAGAUGAUGACUGGGAAGAAGUGAAGAAGCCAGAAUCGCCUUUGUCUAAAUCUACUGUUGACCUCAAGAAGGAAGAAGCCAAGAAGGAAAAUGCCAAGAAGGAAGAAGCUAAGAAGGAAGAAGCUAAGAAGGAACAAGCUAAGAAGGAAGAAGCUAAGAAGGAAGAAGCUAAGAAGGAAGAAGCUAAGAAGGAACAAGCUAAGAAGGAAGAAGCUAAGAAGGAAGAAGCUAAGAAGGAAGAAGCUAAGAAGGAAGAAGCUAAGAAGGAAGAAGCCAAGAAGGAAGAAGCCAAGAAGGAAGAAUCUACUCCGUCUACUUCCACAGCAAACACUUCUAAGACUACUACUAGCGGUGGCCCUACAUUAAAAGGAACAGUUGAAAAACUUGCUACAUUAGUAGAAAAGUUAGAAGCUCAAGUCGUUAAAUUAACCGACGCAGGUUUAGAAAAAGAUGCAAAAUUGUCUUCUCUAGAAGAAAAGAUUAACGAGUUACUUAAGAAAUAG